Verticillium alfalfae VaMs.102 is the source of this 2181-nucleotide messenger RNA. RefSeq lists its product as hypothetical. The transcript is spliced from 4 exons. The coding region runs from base 1 to 2181 and encodes 726 amino acids. The record is from RefSeq and is a predicted model, not a curated record. NCBI's taxonomy places the organism in Eukaryota, Fungi, Ascomycota, Sordariomycetes, Glomerellales, Plectosphaerellaceae.
AUGCGCUCCAGCUUUGUCCUCGCGGCCUUGGUGGGCCUGGCGGCUGCCUCUCCGGCACCGGCGCCUCACUGCCUCGUCACCGGCGACUGUGGCAACGAGCUCGAGUCGAGGCAGAUCAGCGUCGUUAUCAACAACAUCAUUGAUACCAUCAACUGCAGGAUCUUUAAGAUCUGCAAGCCCACCACGACCACCACGACUUCGAGGCCUGCUGCUGCCACGACCACGUCCACCAGACCCGUGGUCCCUGCCGUCACCACGACCACAUCCCCUAUCGGUGUCCGCACCACCACUUCUACUUCGGUCCCUGCGACCGUCGUCACCACCACGGCCGCUGCCACCGCCACCAGCACCGCCACCAGCACCUCGACUGGCACCGCUGGCACUGCUCUGCCCAGCGCCUCUAGCUGUGACAGCACCGUUCUCAUUCUGGCCCGUGACGACACCGGCAUCGCCGCCGGCAGCGCCGGCCUCAAGGGCUAUGGUAUUCCCUUCCAGGGCCUGGCCAUUCCCCAGGCCGGUGCUCCUCUGCCCGAGCUGUUCUCCGGCUCCAAGGGCAACUUUGGUGCCAUCAUCAUUGUCGAUGCCAUUGCGUACGAGUACACGGACGGAUGGCGCUCUGCUGUGACCACCGAGCAGUGGGAUGCUAUCCACAAGUACCAGCUCGCCUUUGGCGUCCGUAUGCUCAUCAGCUUCACUGACGUCUCCGAUUUCCCCACUGCCAACCUCAAGGUCAACGCCGGCGUCAGCAGCCAGGGUUUGUACCACUACCCCGCCACCAUCACCGACAGUAAGACCACCAAGCAGGUUGCCAAGUUUGCUGGCGGUCCUGGCGUCGUUGAGGGCGCUGCUGCCGUCAUCAACAACUUUGAUGGCCGUGAGCAGUUCGUCUGGUUCACCAGCUGGGCUCCCGAGUGGUCUGCGACGUCCAACUACCUUCAGCACUCUCACAUUCACUGGAUGACGCGUGGCCUGUUCCUCGGCAAGCGCAAGGUUCAUCUCUCUGCGCAGGUCGAUGACUUGCAGCUCGAGACUGAUCUCUACUACCUGCCGCGUGAUAUCAACAGCCGUCUGGCUGCCGGUUCUGAGUUCUGGCUCGAACUUGCGCACAACGGCAACGGCGAUAUCAUCUCGGCCACUGCGGAUAACAGGCCCCAGGACGGCGUUUGCAACCCCAACUACGCCGUUGACUACCCCGAGCAGAUCGACACUCCUCUGGAAUUCCAGAAGCCCUUGGGCACUGGUCAGGAUAUCUGGGGCACCGAAUUCACCAAGUACGGAUGGUCCAAGACCUGCGCUCAGCGUGACGAGUUUGCCAGCUGGUUCCUCGACACCGCGAGAUUUCAGUUUAACCAGGCUUGGAUGACACAGAUGGGCAUCGACAAGGCGACCAAGUUCUCGCCCAACGGCCUGGUUCCUCCCGCGAUUACGGGUAUGCACAAUGGUGAUGCCAUUCGCGCCUGGAUGACCAACGGUAUCACCAAUGUUGUCGGCGACAACACCCGCCCUCCUCUCCGUGCCAAGAACGAGUACUGGCCUCUCAUCUCCAACGUGGCCGAUAAUGGCUACGAUGGUCUCCUUAUCAUCCCGCGGUACGCGACAACCAUCUACUUUAACUGUGAUACGGCUGAGUGCACGACCCGCGAGUGGAUUGAGACGUCGGCUGGCAAGGGCGACUUUAACAGCCUGCUCGAUAACGUACGCGCCGAGAACACCCGUCACCUUCUCGGCCUGCACGCCGACCCUUACAUGUUCCACCAGGCCAAUAUGCGCCAGAUUGACAUGCCGUCCAUCACGGUCGGCUCGCAGACGGGCAAAAUGUCGCUGAUUAUGUCCUGGGUCGAGACGAUCACACAGGAGAUGGGCCGUCUGACCAACUGGCCCAUCACGUCGCUGAAGCACGACGACAUCGGCAAGAGCUUCUCCGACAGGAUGGCCCUCGAUCAGUGCGAGCCCAAGCUCUCGUACAGCUACAGCAACGGCACGACCAUCUCGUCCGUCACCGUAUCGGCCAAGGGUAACUCGUGCAGCGUGCCCGUGCCCGUCACCAUCCCUGCUGGCACCGUCACGAGCUCCGGCGCCGUCAAGGCCGACAAGGUCGGCAGCGAGCCGCCCAUCCAGUGGGUGACUCUGAACGGAUCGCCCGUCACCCUGAACCUGGGCCAGACUGUUGGCGGUGCUUAA